AUGGAGAAUCAAGAUCAACCCGAGGAUGAGCUCCCUCCUAAGGAGCAGGUCAUCGACCGCCCUCCCAAGCGCAUUUCGGAACUGGAAUUCGGCGUCCUGUCUAACCAGGACAUGGUCAAGCAAUCCGUCGUCGAAGUCUCCGAUCGCAAUGUAUACGACCUUGGUACUGGCCCCGGCGGCAAGCGAACCCUCACUGCACAUGGUCCCCUCGACGGUCGCCUCGGAACAUCGUCAAAGACUGGACAGUGUGAGCAGUGCAAGGAAGAUCUCAAGAACUGCAAUGGUCACUUUGGUCACGUCCGCCUCGCCCUGCCCGCAUACCACUGGGGUUACUUCAAGAAGAUUAUGGAAAUUCUCAACACCAUCUGUAAAGACUGCUCGCGCAUCCUGCUCGAUGAAAACACUCGCCGAAAGUACUUGCGCCAGAUCCGUCGACCAGAGCUGGACACUUUGCGCAAGGAAGCCAUCUGCAAGAAGAUUGUCGACGAGGCCAAAAAGACAAAGACAUGUUUCUAUUGCGGCUCCAUCAACGGCACCGUCAAGAAGGUUGCAGGACACCCUAUCAAGCUCAUCCACGUCAAGUGGCAGACCUAUCUCGCCUCCAACGCAAAGUCAAAGGUCAAGCCUGCCUCAAUGGUCGCCUUUGAGAAGUCGUUUGACGAGGCAAAGAAAGGCGUUCCGGAUCUUGAGAAGCACGCCAAACGCGCCGUCGACGACAUGAACCCCCUUCGAGCCUUGAACUUGUUCCAGAGAAUCUCCACCACCGACGUCGAAUUGCUGGGAAUGGAUCCGAGCAGAGGCCGCCCGGAGGCUUUCAUCUGGCAAUAUCUCCCCGCCCCUCCAGUCGCCAUCCGCCCAUCGGUCGCUCAGGAAGCCGCAAGUACAGAAGACGACAUCACAAACAAGCUCGGAGACAUAAUUCAAAUCAACACUCUGCUCUCUGCCGGUCUCAAGUCUGGACAGCCAGUCAUGAAGAUUGUCGAUAUGUGGGAGUUCCUGCAAGUUCAGAUUGCCAUGUACAUCGACGGCAAUCUUCCAGGUCUUGGUCGCGAUUCCGCCUAUGGUAAAGCCCUUCGCGGUUUCUGUCAGCGUCUCAAGGGUAAACAAGGUCGUUUCAGAGGUAACCUUUCAGGCAAGCGUGUCGACUUUUCCGGCCGUACCGUCAUUUCUCCCGACCCAAACCUUAGUAUCGAAGAGGUCGCCGUCCCCUCCAAGGUCGCUACCAACAUGACCUACCCCGAGCGUGUUACCAGGUACAACAUCGAGAAACUCCGCGCUUGUGUCCUCCGAGGAAAGAAGAAGCACCCCGGUGCCAACUUUGUUGUCAAGAAAGAUGGCCAACGAAAGGUCCUGGAAGUCCUCGAACGCAUUGGAAAAUUGGACAUGAUAGCAGAAAAAUUGGAGAUUGGCGAUGUCGUUGAACGACACUUGGAGGAUGGUGAUAUCGUGCUAUUCAACCGUCAGCCUUCGCUUCACAAGCUCAGUAUUCUCAGUCACAAGGUCAAGGUCAGACCUUGGAGAACUUUCCGUCUCAACGAGUGUGUCUGCAAUCCUUACAACGCCGAUUUCGAUGGAGAUGAGAUGAACUUGCACGUUCCGCAGACCGAAGAAGCACGUACCGAAGCCAUCAACUUGAUGGGUGUCAAGAACAACUUGUGUACACCAAAGAACGGUACUCCCAUCAUUGCUGCCAUCCAGGAUUUCAUUACCGGAGCCUACCUUUCCUCAAUCAAGGACAACUUCUUCGACCGCAAGACAUUCAGUCAAAUCAUUGGCUACAUGUUCCACGAUGAUGUGAUCCAAGACCCCGAGACUGGAGAAAAGCUGUCCAUUGAGCUGCCGCCACCCACCGUCUGGAAGCCGCAACGUCUGUGGACUGGCAAGCAGAUCUGGAACGUGCUGAUGCGACCAAACAAGAAGAUCAACGUUCUGGUCAAUCUGGAAGCGAAGUGCAAACAAUACAAGGCUCCUCCUAAGGGCGUGGCGCCUGAUAUGAACGAAGACGACGCUUACCUGGUCAUUCGCAACUCAGAAGUCAUGUGUGGUUACAUGGACAAGGCAACCGUCGGUGAUGGAAAGAAAGAUUCGGUCUUCUAUGUCAUCACGCGUGACUUUGGCCCUGACUAUGCUGUUCAUGCCAUGAACCGUCUCGCUAGAUUGUCCGCACGUUGGCUCACUAACCAAGGGUUUUCGCUCGGCAUCAGUGAUGUGUACCCCAGUGAUGCACUGACGGCCAAGAAGAUGAACCUGAUCAGAACCGCAGAGGCCAAAUGUUAUGAGCUUAUUGACCUCUACAACAAAGGAGAACUGGAGCGUGACCCUGGUUGUGACGAAGAGAUGACCAUGGAGAACCAGAUCUCUGGCAUUCUUUCGAAAGUCCGUCAAGAAGCUGGUGAUGCUUGUUUUGCGGAGCUCAGUCGUCGCAACUCUCCCUUGGUCAUGGCUAAGUGCGGAUCCAAGGGUUCGAACAUUAACGUCUCUCAAAUGGUUGCCGCUGUAGGUCAGCAGAUUAUUGGAGGUAAGCGUGUUUUGGAAGGCUUCCAGGACCGUACUCUGCCUCAUUUCGCCAAGGGUAGCAGAGAUGCUCCCGCCAAAGGUUUCGUCGGUAACAGUUUCUUCUCGGGCCUGAACCCUACAGAGUUCAUUUUCCACGCCAUGUCUGGUCGUGAAGGUCUGGUCGAUACUGCUGUCAAGACUGCCGAAACCGGUUACAUGUCUCGUCGUCUGAUGAAGUCGCUUGAAGACUUGUCGGCGCAAUACGACAACACAGUCCGUAACUCGUCAUCGGGUAUCGUCCAGUUCCAAUACGGAGACGACAAGCUUGAUCCUGUCGAUAUGGAGGGAAGUGCAAAGCCUGUACAUUUCGACCGCAGUUUCACACACGCUGUCACGACUACAUGGGAUCUCAACGAUCGUGGUCUGAGACCAGCCGAGAUUAUGCAAAUCACAAUGGCCACUCUCGAUCCCGAAAGAGCUAAGCUUGAGCGUAUCUCGCUGACCGGCGAGAAACUCGGCUACAACGACAAGAGCGACCACGGCGUUGAUCAGCUAGAGAGUGCCCGUGACUUCCUCGAUACUGUCCAGAACUACAUCCAGAUCAAAUGUGACAAGCUGGCUGCCAUCCGCACGAAGAUCGGCAUGGAGUCCGGUGUCACAGAUUCUGGCGACAUCGACGUUGUUGUGGCAGACGAUUGUAGCCAGAGAACGAUUGCUGAUGGUGUGCUCAAAAUCUCGACUGCUGCCAUCAACGAGUUCCUCAUGCUUUGUCUAACCAAGUAUGAGCGUUCCAAGGUUCAGCCAGGUCAUGCUGUCGGAGCUACUGGUGCUCAAUCCAUUGGUGAGCCUGGUACACAGAUGACUCUCAAGACUUUCCAUUUUGCUGGUGUCGCCGGUAUGAGUAUUACUCAGGGUGUUCCCCGUAUCAAGGAAAUUAUCAACGCUUCCCGCCAAAUCUCGACUCCUGUCAUCUCGUGUACACUCGACUCGAAGUACGAAACUGUCGCCGCUCGCGUCGCCAAAGCCAUGAUCGAAAAGACAUAUCUCCGCGAUAUCAUUGCAUACAUCGAAGACGUCUGGUCAGUCACCGGCUCUUACGUCAACAUGCGCAUCAACUGGGACACUGUGAUGAAGCUUGGUCUCCGUCUCACAACCCAAGACAUCACCUUGGCCAUUGCCAAAAGCAAGGCCGUAAAAGCACUAGGCGUACAAGUCGCACCAGUCGGCAAAACCCACAUCCGCGUCAACGUCCAAUACGUGCCCGAACCCCGAGGCAAAGCAGCACUUAACAAGACGCGCAAGCCCCUCGAAAUUUUCGACAUCAUCCAAGACUUGAAGCGUAUCCUUCCCAACGUAGUCGUUAAGGGCUACCCCGACUGCGCGCGUGCCAUCGUCAAGAAAGAUGACAAACCCGACGCCACCGGCCGCGAACCUGUUUCAGUUCUUGUAGAAGGUUAUGGCCUGAAAGCCUGUAUGACAACCGAAGGCGUGGACGGUGUAAAGACUCGCUCCAACAACGUCAUGGAAGCCAAAGACGUACUCGGCAUCGAAGCCGCCCGCAGCACCAUCAUUGCAGAAAUCAGCUCAGUCAUGGGCGGUAUGGACAUUGAUCCCCGUCACAUGCAACUGCUCGCAGAUGUCAUGACCUACAAAGGCGACGUGUUGGGCAUCACCCGCUUCGGUCUUGCCAAAAUGCGUGACUCGGUGUUGCAGUUGGCUUCCUUCGAAAAGACGCCUGAUCAUCUGUUUAACGCUGCGGUGGGCAUGAAGAGGGAUCGCAUCGAAGGUGUUUCCGAGUGCAUCAUUAUGGGUCAGAGCAUGAGUAUUGGUACUGGUGCUAUGAAAGUGGUGCGCAAACUCGGUAUUACGGAAGCUGAGUGUGGAAGAAAGAAGUCGGCGUUUGAGAGUGCGUUUGCUGGAUUGCCCAAGACGGUUGCUGCUGCUGCUGCGUAA
Molecule: messenger RNA, 4449 nt
Organism: Aureobasidium namibiae CBS 147.97
Lineage: Eukaryota; Fungi; Ascomycota; Dothideomycetes; Dothideales; Saccotheciaceae
Product: beta and beta-prime subunits of DNA dependent RNA-polymerase
Exons: 2
Coding region: 1-4449 (1482 amino acids)
Biological process (GO): DNA-templated transcription
Molecular function (GO): DNA binding; DNA-directed RNA polymerase activity
Source: RefSeq, a predicted model, not a curated record